AUGAUCUCGUACGUGGAGUGUCUGGGCGGCGAGGGGGCGUCGCCCUCGGAGGGGGGGGGGGCGGCGGCUCGUUGCUGGAACGGCAUUUCUGACGAAGAUCGAGAAGAGCUGCUUCCUCCCAAAAUGGCCGCCUUGCAACCGAAGACGGAGGGCAGUCUUCGGCGACGCCUCCUCAGCGCCAAACUACGACAACAACAGCAGGACGCCAUUUUGGCUCUAAACUCUGGCGGUGGCAUUGUUCCAUCGGGGGCCGAUAAAAAGCCCCCGCAGCAGUUUUGUAGCCCGUGGUUCCACCGCCAACCCCAAGAGGCUCAUGGGAAACCCGUCGCUCGCUACCCGGUGCUAACGACGCGUAGCCGCACCAGGUCGUGCCCCCCCACCCCGGAGCCCCGCCCCUUAUACUCACUUCCUGCCCCCCGUCCGAGUCUCUACGCCACAGAGCCCCCCGUCCGGGAACCUGAGGCGCCGCCGCAGUACCGCUAUCGACCCAGCAGGGGGCGGGGCUUCCUCUGCUUCAAGAGGCGGAGGAGCUAUGAGACAGACGCCACGCAGGCCACGCCCCUUCUGCAACAAGGGGAGAGGGACAGUAAGUGGUCGGUGCACUACACUACCCAGAAGCCCCUGCUGUUCGUCCCUGCUAAGAGACGCUCCGGCAGCGCGGAUGAUCUGCGAGGUCAGAGGUCAACGGAGAGCUCAGCAUGUAACGGGCUGACUCAGCAUGGCUGCAGCCGACCAAUCAGCUCUCAGUUCGAUGCGUCAUGUUCCGCCCCUCAUCCCCGCCUCAACCAAUCAGAGAGCAGCUCGGCACGCAGAGGCUGGAAGGACAAAAGCAGGAGGAUGUCCUCAGCGUUCUCUGACGAUGACGAGGUGUUCAUUCUGAACCAAACGCGCCCCGUGACUCCUCUGGUUCUCAACCCGGGUCACCGAGCCUCCUGCUGGGACGUCUUCACCUACGAGCAGCCUGAGGAAGAGGAGGAAGAGGAGGAGGAACAGCUGAACCCCCACCUGCCCACACCUGAGGAGAGGAUGAGGCAGCAGGCGGGGGCCGUCCCAGCUGACAUCGUCCCCAUCAACAUCACAGGAGAGAGUUUUGAUCGUCAGGCCAGCUUUCGUAAAGUUGCUCCCAACACCGACUCGUUAUUGAACCGACCGCGACUCCUGAACCGCCGAAAGACCGUCACCGGGAUCCCAGAGGACGUCAGGAGACUCGACUCUCAGCUGGUCCUGCCGGGUCAGUACUCCACCGUGGGUCGACCUGCCUCCUGUGAACCACCAAGGCACUCAGAUGAGGAGGUGAAGUGCCCAUCGAGGAGGAUUAGAGCCCCGAGAGGAAGGGGGAUGUCCAGCCUCAUGGCCUCCCUCACCUCCUCCCCCACCUCAGAGGUUUACAGCCUCCCCCGUCAGGAAACCACCUCCUCCCUGAACUCUGAGGCCAGUGGAACCAGCGCCUCCUGCAGGACCAUCAGCGCCUCCUCGUCUUGUUGCCAGGAGCUUGAAGGAUUCCCCAACGCCCCCGCAGCCAGAGUCCUCCCCCAGUCUCCCUCCGAGUGGUCUUACCCCAGCGACACUACCCUUAACGAGUCUCCCAGUUCCCCUUCCUCCUCCUCCCACUACCGCUCUUCUUCCUCCAUCGCUGAGUCUCAGAUCAGCUACCAGGCCCUCUCCCAGAGCUCCAGCAUCCAGAGCAGGGAGACGGACUGGAGCGGCAUCGGCCAGGAGAUGAGGUCUGUUUCUGGGGAAGGUUGGAGCGGUGACCCCCUGCUUUCCUCUGGUCGCUCCACCCCUUCUAACACCUCAGAGAGAGUCGCCUCCUCCAUCACAGAUUCCCAGAUCAGCUACUUCGGCGACCCCCCAUGGUCCUCCGGUCGCUCCAUCGCCCGCAGUAUCUCCCUCCGGAAGUCCAAGCGUCCUCCUCCCCCCCCGCUACGCUCCGACUCCCUGAGGCAGCAAAGGCAAGCUCGGAUGAAACCACCGCGCUCCAGAAAAACUCCCAUCUCCUCCCCCAUCUCCUCCCCCAUCUCCUCCCCCAUCUCCUCCUCCUCGAAGGCCGUCCAAGACCCCUGGGUGCCCCGGAGCAGCAAGCGGCGCCAGAGUGGGUUUAACUGUGGGACCGUCACUACUUUUGAACCCUUAACCUCCCCCUCUGAGGAGGUACCGCCUAUAUCCCUCCCCCAUUCUCCCCUCCUCCCCCCUGGAUCAGAGGAGGAGGGGUUUAACCUCAACCCCCAGCCCAAUGCCUUUCUCGGGAUUCAACGUCUCGCCUCCCCCUCCAGCGGAUACUCCAGCCAGUCUAACACCCCGACGCCCGGCACUCCUGUUUCCUCCCCCCUCUCCCCUUCCCCCCCUCUCUCCCCCCUCUCAGCCUUCUCCCUCCCCCCAACUCACCCCCUCUCCCCCAUACCAAGGACCACCUCCAAGGUUGAAGGGAGGGCGAAGCCACCUGUGCCGGAGAGGAAGUCGUCCCUCAUCUCCUCCCCCUUUUCCUCCACCUCCUCCCUCUCCUCUUGCACCUCCUUGGACUCUUCAGCUAAGCUUCCUCCCCCUCCUCCCCCACCUCCUCUCCCACAAUGCACCUCUCUUUUGCCUCCCGUCUUUUACUCGCCAACUUUCGUAUCUCCUCGACUUCCUGCUCCAUCCUUUACCAACCUCUUUGCUGCUCUUCCUCCCCCACCUUCAUCUCUUCCUCCUCCGCCUCCUCCGCCUCCUCCUCCUCCACCUCCUCUCCCAGCUUCAUCCCUCCCCCCUCCUCCCCCUCUUCCUCCUUCCUCCCGACCGCCUCCACCCUCCUAUUCCUACUUUGCCAAACAAACCUUCAUAAUCCGCAAGUCUCCAAACCUCCCCCCUCUCGUCACUGCACAAGCUCUGCAGGGCGUCAAGCUUCGGCACGUCAAGAACCAGGAAUGCCUGCUAACUAGCAUCAUGCUAGCUGAUUCUGCUAAUGCUAAACACGAGCUACCUAGUAAAGAAGCCAAUCUAGGCAGUGCUGUGUCGGCUAAUGCUGAUGCUAAACUAGUUGGAACUGGGACACAAAAAGCUGUCUGUGAUCUUGAUAGCAAUGAAGCUAACAUCAUUAGUGAUUUAUUUGGAAAUGCUAACCUUGAUUGCCCAGCCAAUGCUUACGUAACGCAGGCUGAACAUGAUAACUACAACCCAACAAAAAGUGACAUAAGGAAACCCAACGAUACGUCUUCUAAUGCUAAUCUUCAGAGCCCAAAAAGCACUGUUGCUAACCAGAGAAGCUCUGAGCCUAAAGCCCAAGAUAUCCAGUACACGGAACCAGAGAAGGAGCAUUCAGAUAUGUAUGCAACACUGGCAAACACUCAAGUCUUCACACCUGAUAGUCCCUGGGUCAAAAUGUCUGACGGAACUGACGAAGACCACAAUAAAAUAACUGUCCAACAACAACAACAAGUCACGGAUACAAUGUUAGCAGACGCUAUGCUAACUGCACAACAAGGAAACACUGAUUCUUCAUACUGGACCCUCUCUGGAGCAAAACAAAGAGAAAGUAGAACAAGCAAAGAUGGCAUAGAGACAAACAAUAGGAAUGAUUCAGAAAUGUGGAAUGGUGCAGCUGAUGGAGUUACAACAUCCUUUAGUGAUUUAUCACAGAAUAAUAUAGUCUGUAAUGAAGCUACCCAGAAGAACCCCCGCUCCCCGAAGAAGCCGACCGUCCCAAAGAAACCUGAUCUUGGCGUCCUGGGUCUCAUGGCGUCCCCGGAGGCAAGAAGAAGACAAGUUGGGUUAAAGAGGCAAUCCCAGCUUCCCCCUGAUUCCACAUUGCACAGUCCUCCCAACAGCAGUUCGCCUUCACCAAAGCACUUGGCACAAACUACUGAAAGAACCACAAGUCCUGAGGAAUCAGUGACCCCUUCCAGCUCCCCCCAAAGGCAGAAACCACCGAUUGUGCACAAGAAGCCAGAUCUUUCCCCCGAAAGAAUCAAACAACUCAUUGAAUUUGGAACUCAAGGGGAGUCGUCCAAAGGGAACUGUGCCCCCCAGGAGGUCGUUGGUAUUUCACAGACCAUGGGUGCCUCAGGGAUCGUGGAAACCACAAGGGCUAGAAACACUUUAAACGGCAACAUGGGUACAUUGGAGAACUGUGGUACCUCAGGAACACGGGGAACCUUGCAGACCAGUAGAAUAUACGGACACUGUGAUGCCUCAGGGAUCAUGGGACUCUCCGAGACUCAGAGUAUCAAAGGGGCGACUAAAACUGCUUUGGGGAGCUGUAGUACCUCAGAUACAAUUGUCAACUCAGAGAUCGAGGAUAACACAAGGGCUAGAAACACUUUAAACUGCAACAUGGGUACCUUGGAAGAUUGUGGUACCCCAGGAGCAUGGGGAACCUCAGAGACCAGUAGCAGACGAGGGAACAAGGGCAUCUAUAGCCACUGUGGUGCCUUAGGAUCAAGAAUCAUUUCAGAGACCUGUGGCACUGUGAGCACCUUGGGGAACCAUGGUACCCCAGACAUCACAGAUACUAGAAACACUUUAAAUAGCACCAUGGAGACAAGAAGCAACCUAGGAACAAAUGGCAUAAAUGGGAACUUGGGACCCUCUGGAGUCAUGGGUAUCUCCGCGAACCGGAGUCCCAAAAGGGUUCUUAACACUAUCAAUGCGACCACGAGUACUUUGGAAAACCGUGGUACGUCAGGAACAACAGGUACCAUGGAGACCUCUAUCAACCUAGGGACCAUUGGCAUAAAUGGGUACUGUGGCCCCUCAGGGGUUAAGGGUAUUGCAGAGCACAGUGAUAUCAAAGGGGCUCCAAACACCAUCAAUGGUUACAGGGGUUCUUUGGCGAACUAUACCUCAGAAUCACGGGGCAACCCGGACAUGUGUAGCUCCUUAGGGUCCAUAAGCACCUCGGAGAACCGGGAUACCUUAGGAUCCUUUAACAACUUAGGGGCCAUGGGCAUCUCUAGGAACUGUGGUCUUUCAGGGGUCAUUGGCACUGCAGAGUAUUCUGGUAUUAAAGGGGCUCCAAACACUAUCAAUGCAAGCAUGAGUUAUAUGGCCAACUGUGGUACCUCAGAAUCAAGGGGCACCUCGGAGACUUGUAGCACCCUGGGGACCUUAAGCACCUUGGAGAACCAAGAUACCUUAGGAACUUGUGGAACUACAGAGACCUGUAGCAACGUAGGGACCAUGGGCAUCUCUAGGAACCUCAGUACCUCAGGAACAAGGGGAACCUCAUACCUUGGUUCUUGUAGUACCUUGGGGGACUUUGGGGCAAACGGAGCGACUUCCUCCCAAAACGGUGCCUCAGACCCCUGGACUAUCAACACAAGACUUCAUAAAGAUGAGGACAAAACACCUCAGAGGAUCAUGAUGACGUCAUCGAUGGCUGAAGAGGAAGAGGAGGAAGAGAGAGGGAUGAAGACGACCACGAUGAUGAUGAUGCCAACAACCACCAGGAAAAAGGACAAAUCGAGGAAGAGGAGGAAGAGGAGGGUGGGCCGACAGCUGCUGAUGAACGCGUCGACUACGAGGCGCUCCUACUCUUCCUCUUCCUCACUGUCAUCGUCUUCAUCUUCAUCCGACGACGAGCGGGAUGUGGUGAAAGGAAGAACGAUGCAAACAAGAGUGAGGAUGACGACAGAGAUUCCCUGCGCUCUGAUUGGUCCGAGCAGCUGCUCCCUCAGCAGUGCGCUGUCCAAUGAGAGCCUGCCUGGGGCGCCUUCACUUCCUGAUCUCCUGAUAGAGGAAGAGGAGAAGGAGAGGAGCGACGAAGGCAGGACGACGACCGGAAAACAUGAAGACGGCGAUGUGUUCCUCAGUGUUUCUGCGGAUCAGAUGUUCGUCUCCGAUCGACCGCGAACCACCGAGGAUCUGUUCACCGUCAUCCACAGGUCUAAGAGGAAGAUGUUAGGAAGACGGGAUUCAGGAGAUGAUGGACGACUCUCCUCCUCUUCCUCCUCCUCUUCCUCUCCGGUCACCCCCACCUCCCUAAAGGGUCAGAGGUGGUCGAGGAGCGACAGCUUUAAGGCUCUCCUGCUGAGAAAGGGCGGUCGCUCCGACUCUUCUUCUCGAGUCUCUGCCGUUGAGCGUCUCCGUGUCCUUCCUGUGUCCGGCCACCAGAGGGCGCCAGAGCAUCACAGCAAACCUGUCCUUCCUGUGUCCGGCCACCAGAGGGCGCCAGAGCAUCACAGCAAACCUGUCCUUCCUGUGUCCGGCCACCAGAGGGCGCCAGAGCAUCACAGCAAACCUGUCCUUCCUGUGUCCGGCCACCAGAGGGCGCCAGAGCAUCUCAGCAAACCUGCAGAAACCCCAGAUCUGUCCGGUUUUAACUCGCCGCCAUUCGAUCACAACUUCUCCCUGAUUGGGUUCGGUUGGGGGCGGGACCUCUUCCUCGCCUCCUCCUCUUCCUCUCCUCACUUCCUCUUCCUCUCCUCCUCCUCCUCUUCCUCUCGUCCUCGCUCCCUCACCCCCCCCUGCUCCUCCAGCCGGCGUUUCUCCGCUCGCUCUCGCCUCUUCGCCGCCCCCAUGACGGCCAUCUUUGAAGGAGGGAGUGAUGAAGAGGAGGAGGAAGAGGAUGAGGUUUUUAUGGACGUUUGAAAGGCCUUUCCUCUGAAUGUAUGAAGCACAUUUCUCUCUACGGAAGCCUGAAGAGGACAUGGCUGUGAUUACUUUAUACUCUCUCUCUUUAUCACAGCGACGAAUUUAGGUCCAAAAAACUAGGAUUACUGAG
Messenger RNA from Trematomus bernacchii (emerald rockcod), 6694 nucleotides. Its product is annotated as mucin-17-like. Gene Ontology annotation, biological process: cell differentiation. Lineage: Eukaryota; Metazoa; Chordata; Actinopteri; Perciformes; Nototheniidae. The record is from RefSeq and is a predicted model, not a curated record.